Messenger RNA from Chrysoperla carnea, 2144 nucleotides. RefSeq lists its product as uncharacterized. Bases 78 to 2129 code for a protein of 683 amino acids. NCBI's taxonomy places the organism in Eukaryota, Metazoa, Arthropoda, Insecta, Neuroptera, Chrysopidae. Gene Ontology annotation, biological process: peptidoglycan catabolic process. Gene Ontology annotation, molecular function: N-acetylmuramoyl-L-alanine amidase activity; zinc ion binding. The record is from RefSeq and is a predicted model, not a curated record. The transcript is spliced from 6 exons.
AACGCAUAAAUAUAGAAAAACAAGAAGGUUCAAAAAAUGGAACUUUAUCAAAAACGUUGAUAAGCCAAACAAAUGAAAUGAUAAUACAUGAAUCUAAACAAUCAUCAAACUUGAGUGUGAAUUUACAUGAUAUACGAUUACAAAAAGAAGAUAUUCAGGUCACAAAUAAAUCGAAUGAUUCUAGUAUUACUGGAAAUGAAGUUAAGCUAGUUAAGGAAAUAUUAAAAAAUGUUUUAAAUGGAAAUACUGAACUUGGUGGAUAUACUAGUUUUGGCGAUGUAAGCAUUGAAAGUUCAAGCCAAGUUCAUGUGGGUAACAUAACAUACAUUAAUGGUCCUGUAAAUAUUAAUUAUAAUGUAAAUAAAGUCGAGUAUAGCACUGAUAUCAAACAAGAAAUACAUGUAUCUAUGCCUCUCGAAACACCUCCCACAAUUCCAAUGAUUUAUCGAGAUAUGUGGUUAGCUGAGCCUCCAUAUGAAGAAUUAUUUAGAACAAAUCCAGCCGCAAAUCUAGUAAUUAUUUGUCAUACUGCAACAUCAUCUUCUACUACUCAAUCAGGAAAUAUAAGUGCUGUUCGAUUAAUUCAAACAUUUCAUAUUGAAAGUAACGGAUGGAGUGAUAUCGGAUAUAAUUUUCUAAUUGGCUGUGAUGGACAAGUGUAUGAAGGUCGUGGCUGGCGGAAAGUUGGAGCGCAUAGUAAAGGAUUUAACCAAAACUCAUUGGGUAUUACAUUCAUUGGAACGUUUAACACCACCUUACCAUCUCAAAAAGCUUUAGAUGUCUGUCAUCGAUUGAUUGCAUUUGGUGUCCAACAAGGAAUGAUUGAUACUGACUAUCAAUUGAUUGGACAUUGUCAGUGUCGUCCAUUCCUUAGCCCUGGAAAUGCAUUGUAUGAAACUAUAAAAACAUGGCCACAUUGGAAAGCUGAUUUUACAGAUAAUCAAUUAAUUGAAAAUCCUGAUAAUUUCUUGUCAAAUUUUGAGACACAUUUCGUUGAUUUGAGAAAAAUGAUGGAGGAAUUUAUAAAAACUAGUGAGACAAAGCCCGUAGGAAUAAGGAACGAUGAAAACAAUAAUCGUGAUGACAGCGUAUUAACGCAGUUAGAACAAUUUAGCAAAGAAAGUGAUGAACAUAUAAAUAACGAGAAACAAGAGCGUUUGGGAAAUGCAGUUUUAUCAAAAAUGUUGAUAAACCAAGCAAAUGAAAUGACUAUACAUGAAACUAAACAAGCAUCUCAAAUAAGCGUAAAUUUAAAUGAUAUUCUAUUACAAAAAAAAGACAUUCAAAUAACAAAUAAGUCGAAUGAUUCUAGUAUUAAUGGAAAUGAAGUUGAAUUAGUUAAGGAAAUAUUCAAAAAUGUUUUAAAUGAAAAUACUGAGCUUUGUGGAUAUACUAGUUUUGGCGAUGUAAGCAUUGAAAGUUCAAGCCAAGUUCAUGUGGGAAACAUCACAUACAUUAAUGGUCCUGUAAAUAUUAAUUAUAAUGUGAAUAAAGUCGAGUAUAGCACUGAUAUCAAACAAGAAAUACAUAUAUCUACGCCUCUGGAAACGCCACAUACAAUUCCAAUGGUGUAUCGGGAUAUGUGGUUAGCUAAGUCACCGUACGAAGAACCUUUGAGAACAGAUAAAGCUGCAAAAUUGAUAAUUAUCUGUCACACACAAACAUCACCUUGUACUAACAGAGCAGGCAAUGAAAGUUGUGUUCGUCUAAUACAAUCAUAUCACAUGGAAAGUAACGGAUGGAAUGAUAUCGGAUAUAAUUUUCUUAUCGGUUGUGAUGGACGAGUAUAUGAAGGCUGUGGUUGGCGAAGAGUUGGUAGACAUAGUAAAGGAUUUAACGAAAACUCACUGGGUAUCGCAUUCAUUGGUACAUUUAACGACACGUUACCAUCUCAAAAAGCUAUAGAUGUUUGUCAUGGAUUGAUUGCUUAUGGCGUAGAAAAAGGAAUGAUUGAUACUAAUUAUGAAUUAAUUGGACAUUGUCAGUGUCGUUCAUUUUCUAGUCCGGGCAAAACCUUAUUUAAAGCCAUUCAAACAUGGCCACAUUGGGCACCUAAUUUUACAGAAAAUAUGCAUAUUAUGAACAUAAGCGAUCAAUAUAACGAAAAUUCUGUUUCUGAUGAUCGGUGAGAUAUAGAUAUUUAA